This is a messenger RNA of Teleopsis dalmanni, 3144 nucleotides long. RefSeq lists its product as uncharacterized. NCBI's taxonomy places the organism in Eukaryota, Metazoa, Arthropoda, Insecta, Diptera, Diopsidae. The coding region runs from base 1 to 3144 and encodes 1047 amino acids. The transcript is spliced from 3 exons. The record is from RefSeq and is a predicted model, not a curated record.
AUGGCAACCAUUGAAGGAGAUAAGAAACAAAAAGGAAACAAGCCGGUGUCGACCGAAGACAAAACCGUGACAAAACCGUUACGGAAUCAAAGGGCGCUGAUUCGCGCAAUUGAAAAAACCAUGAAGGAAAUAGAAUCAACAUUUGAAGAACCACAACAAGAAGUGGUUUACAGGACAAGUCAGGCACAGCUGGAAAAUUAUCUCAGCAAUGAUGGUAUCUCAGAAAAUACAAUAACAUUGCAAUCAGUAAAAUUGCCACAAAUUACGCUUCCAAGUUUUGACAGAAACCCAUUAAUGUGGGUACAAUUUCGCGAUUUGUUUUUACAGCUCAUUGACGAGCAACCAUUUAAACCAAUGCAAAAAAUGUUUUAUUUAACCACCAAUUUAAUCGGUGAACCGAAAAAUCUAAUCAAACAUUUGCCAGCUUCAACAGAAAAUUAUGCCACAGCAUGGCAAAUUUUAAGAUCUCGAUACGACAAUAAACGUCUACUCAUCACAGCGUUACUCAACAAGUUGUUAAGCCAGUCGUCUUUAACUGCGGAAACUUCAUCAGGUUUAAAAUCGCUGCAUGAUGUCACUAAGGAGUGCAUUUUGGGCUUAAAGGCACAGGGUAUUCUAAUAGAACAUUGGGAUGCAAUAUUGGUGCACCUCACUUUAAAGAAAUUAGAUAGAGGAACUCAAACAGCAUUUGAACAAUCUCUAAAGGAUAAUCGUUCACUCGUGUCGUUUGAAGAACUUCUACAGUUUAUUGAAAGCCGAUUUCUGUCACUGGAGGCUUUCGGCAGAGGAUUCAACGUAAAGGUCUUAAACACAUCGAGAGUAGUUGCUGUAACAAACGAAGGAUCAAAUUACGAAAAACUAUGUCCGGCAUGCAAGAAUGACCGUCACCCAUUGUACACGUGCAAGUCAUUCAUACAAGAACUUCCCACUAAAAGACUUCAGUUAGUUAAACAAAUGCGGUUGUGCAUUAAUUGUUUAAAGUUUGGCAAUAAAAAACACAAUUUUCUUUUACAUCUGGAAGAUGCAACAUGCACUAACCCAAAUAAAAUAACAAAUUCGAGUAAGUCAAUAAGCCUGAUCUCCAAUUAUAACAAUUACUACAAGGGUUAUGUUGUAUUGGGAACAGCACGCGUAAUAAUACGAAGCAAUAAAGGCAUCAAGGUUGAAUGUAGAGCAUUAUUAGACUCCGGUUCACAAGUAAAUCUUGUAACGGAAAGACUCAUCAAAAAACUAGGAGAAAAUCCAAUGAAUGUAUCCGCAUGCAUCGAAGGUAUUGGACAAAGGAAACAAAAUGCUCAAAGGCGAGUAAAUUUGGGUUUUAGUUCCAAAAUCAAUGAAUAUGCCGCAAGAGUGGAAGCGUACGUGUUACCAAGUAUCGUGUCUGAUCAACCGAGCAUGCAGCUCGACAUUUCAAAUUGGGACAUACCGAGUAAUAUUAAGUUGGCUGAUCCUUGCUUUCACCAAAAGGGUAAUAUUGAUCUCUUACUGGGGGCAGAAUUUUCACAUGAACUGCUGUCGAUCGGACAGAUUAAAAUUGGCAAUAAUCUUCCAAUAUUGCAAAAUACGUUACUGGGCUGGAUUGUGAUAGGAAAAAUAACUGACAACAAUUUAGGUGUGCAGAUGCAAACAUGCGGCAUUUGCUCGGACGAUGAAGAACAAAUAGAAAAGGUGAUGGAGAAAUUUUGGCAACUCGAUCAAGCAUCACCUACAAACAAAAACGUAACUCAGCAAGAAGAGUUGUGCGAAUCGCAUUUCAUAAACAAUGUACAAAAAACCAACCAUGGUCGAUUUAUUGUGAGAUUACCGUUUCAACAAAAUCCAUCAAUUCUCGGAGAGUCUCAAAACACAGCGAUAAACCGAUUUUAUGCCCUAGAAAGAAGAUUAAGCAAAGAUGAAGCAGUCUGGAAGCAGUAUGUAGAAUUUAUGGAUGAGUACGAAAAGUUGGCCCACAUGAGCAAAAUUCAUAUCGAAGAAAUCACAUCACAUUAUUUGAUCCCACAUCAUUGUGUAAUUCGACCUACCAGUAGUUCAACAAAAUUGAGAGUAGUGUUUGAUGCAUCGUGCAAGACCAACAACGGGUUAUCAUUAAAUGACAUAUUGUUAACAGGCCCAAAAAUUCAGAGUGAAUUGUUUUCCAUUUUACUUCGUUUCAGAUGCCCCAGAUUUGCAUUUUGCACAGACAUUGAAAAGAUGUAUAGACAAAUCCUUAUACAUCCAAAUGAUAGAAAAUACCAAAUCAUUGCGUGGAGAAGAUCGCCUAACGACCCAUUGCAGUUUUACCAAUUAAAUACAGUAACUUAUGGCACAAGGUCAGCGCCAUAUCUGGCUACGAAGUGUUUGCAGCAACUAGCAAAAGACAAAUCAACUAAAUACCCGCUUGGAGCCUUGGCAAUUAUAAAUGAUUUUUAUGUGGACGAUUGUCUUAGUGGAUCAGAUAGUCUUGACACAGCUUUAGAAAUACAACGUCAACUUCACGAUUUAUUGGAAUCAGCUGGUUUCAAAUUGCGAAAAUGGUGUGCUAAUAAUCCUUUGCUGCUUCAAGACGUAGCAAAAGAGGACCAAGAGGUCGAUUUAGAUUUCAGCAAUGAAGACCAAGCAUCAGUCAAAACAUUAGGAUUAUCGUGGCAACCAAAGCGUGACAAAUUCAGCAUAAGGAUUGAUUUAACCCCAUCUAAGCGAAUAACAAAAAGAUCGAUAACUUCUAGUUUAGCAAAAAUAUUCGAUCCCCUGGGUAUUUUGGGUCCAGUUACAUUGAAUCAAGCGUGGGACAAACUAGUAGAAUUGAAUCCAGAUAAAGAAUUUCUUGAAUUAGCUAAAGAUUACAUAAGACAUAAUAGAUUGCCAAAAAUAGACGAAUUAGAAUAUAUAAAAGAACAGAUAGAGAAAGUUGAAGGAAUAAAAACAGGAAAAUUACAGAGUACAUUAGAAGAAUUAUCAGAUGCUAAGUGUGGCUUGGAGUAUAAAUGCAAACAGCUAGUUCUACAGACAAAAGAAUUGACUGUUUUACUUCAAGACGCAGAAAAUCAGACGUUAAGCUUGGAAAAAGAACUUCGAAGAGAAGGAAAGUCAGAUAAAGACAUUAGCAUAUACCUGGAGGAGGACAGUGAAUUAGAAACCAAAUUAGGGAAAAGGAAGAAACAAUAA